Messenger RNA from Ictalurus furcatus (blue catfish), 1692 nucleotides. Its product is annotated as polymeric immunoglobulin receptor-like. The record is from RefSeq and is a predicted model, not a curated record. NCBI's taxonomy places the organism in Eukaryota, Metazoa, Chordata, Actinopteri, Siluriformes, Ictaluridae. The coding region runs from base 511 to 1692 and encodes 393 amino acids. The transcript is spliced from 8 exons.
CAGUUACAUUUAAUAAUAAUAUUCAUUUAUAGUUACAUUUAAUAAUAAGAUGCUAUAAUGUAUCUUAUGACGCUAUAAGAUACUAUAAUGAUGAUUGUUUAGAUUCCUUCAUGAACUCCUGUUUUUUGUAACUAGAUUAUAUGUUUGCACGUACGAUAUUUCCUCAUUUUUAAAAAUGUAAAAAUGCAUGACGUGUGGUGUGAUAUGAAGUGGUGAAGCUUACGCAAGUCAACACACACUUACAAAUUUACAAAGUCAAGUGUGACAGUUUGAAUUCAUUUGAAAGUGUCUCUGCUGCAUUUCGCUCACAUACUUCACACACACGUUUGGUGUGAGCAGCUUUCUCACAGAGACAGAAGGGGAAGUGGACGUGGCUUCACUUUCUGGUUGAGACAGAACUGGGUGUGUCAGAGAUUGUGACAGACUUUUAAGCGAGCCUUUGAAAGAACAGGAGCUUUAAUAUCUUUCUGAAGUGGAGUUGGUGUGGAGAUCUGGGAGUGUGAACUCAGGAUGAAGAUCCUCCUCAUCUUCACCCUCUGUCUGAUCUCAGAUGGAGGAGACUCCAAGGAAGUAACAGGAUAUUCAGGAGGAGGAGUCCUUAUCAAGUGCAAGUAUCAUACAGAAUACAGAGAAAACCAAAAAUAUUUCUGUAAGGAUUCAUGGACAGACUGUUUGGAACAAAUGAAGACAGGAGCUAAAAACAAGUGGAUAAAUUCAGGAAGAUUCUCACUGUUUGAUGACACCAAAUCAGCAGAGUUCAGUGUGAUGAUCAGAGAGCUCACUGUAGAGGACACUGGGGCGUACCACUGUGGAGUUGAUAGAGGUUUAAUGAUGGACAUUUACAUACCGGUGGAGCUGACGGUAAAGGAAGAUCUGUCCUAUGAGAAGUCCAUCAGUAAGACUGUCCAUGUAGGAGGAGAUCUGAAUAUCAGCUGUAAAUACCCAGAAUCCCUCAGGAGUGACCCCAAGUUUCUCUGCAAGACGAGGCUGCAAAGUGCUCCUUGUUCUUAUAAAGAAUCUGUUAAAGAAAGUAGAAAAUAUGUAAAUGAGGGGAAAUUCUCCUUGUAUGAUGACGGAGAAACACAAAUGUUGACUGUGAGUAUUAGAAAUGUAACUGAGCAGGACUCUGCUGAACACUGGUGUGGAGCUGAAGCAGCCUGGACAUCUGAUCAUGGAUACAAGGUUUAUUUCACACAGAUCCACCUGACAGUUACUGAUCCACAUGUCCCUGAUUCAGCAUCAGUGACAACAAAAUAUUCAUUAACAUCUUUACCAACAUCAUCAUCAUCAUCACUGUCUACGCCAACUUCUCUUAAAAGAGGAUUUCCAGCUUUCACUGUCAUCACUGUGUCUGUAAUUCUGCUGCUGCUUCUGAUUGGAGUCAUAUUCCUCAUUGUGAUUCUACAUAAGAGACGCAGGAUGCAAAGCCCAGGAACAAUGACACCAACUUACAGAGAGACAAAUGGAGAUUAUGAAAAUGAUCCAAAUGUGCUUCAUUUCCAGUCAAGACAAAUGACCAACCAAUCAGAUUCAGUCUACCAAAGUCUGAACCCCAACACCAAUCAAUCAGAUUCAGUCUACCAAAAUGGCAGCAGCAGCAUCAGACCAACUCACAAUAAACACUUUAACUCUAUUGAUCACUGCUGUAACUCUCCACCUGUGGACUCAGAGCUGUGUUUUAAAAGAAGAUAA